UAAUUAAAGAAAUGACUCCAUACAUCCGUGCGUUCGUUAGAAACUAUUUAAUCUUGGUUGCUCUGUUUAUCUCACCAUGUGUUUGUUUGUCUAAUAACUUUUGUAAGUUCAAUAUAAAAGUCAAGCAAACAUUAAAAAAUGAAGGAUUUCAUAGAAACAUUACAUAUGGUAUUAUAUUUGACAACGAGAACGAUGAGAGAUGGUUGUAUGAUGGUUGCCUAGUUGGUUUAACACAAAAACUACCAGCCGGCGUGUUCGCUAACCCUGAUGAAUUAAGUGAUUUAAGAAGAAAUAAAAAGUUGAAUGCUGUUCUAAAGAACCCUGUUAAUAUUGAAUUACCAACUGAACUGUCAACACCAAACAAUGUGUACAUAACUGGUAAGAUUGUUGAUGGACGAGUUAAUCUGUGGUUACCAGUACAUGCUAGAUACCAUCGAGCUGUUGCUGGCGGGGGAUCUGCAAGGAAUAAGAUUGGGCCACCGACACUCUUCCUAGCUUGUCCAGAUAAAAGACUGGAUGUAUGCAAUAUGCAUGAUAAUUCUAUAGUAUUUCUGUGUAACGGAAGUUCACAAGAGAAAUGCAAGUGGAAAGAAAUCAAAUAUACAAUGUUGACGGACACGCUAAUCUGGGACGUACCUGUUGGUAAUACGGAUCAUUAUUACGUGGUGGCUACCGGCACCACUAUCGUUAUUAUAGUUGGAUCUUUGUAUUUACUGAAAGCCAUUCACGAUUAUAAAGUGGGCAUAAAAAAGAAAAAUUCCUGAUAUGCAAUAUUUUAAAAUUUGAA
Papilio machaon (common yellow swallowtail) is the source of this 787-nucleotide messenger RNA. RefSeq names its product phosphatidylinositol-glycan biosynthesis class X protein (gene PIG-X). The record is from RefSeq and is a predicted model, not a curated record. Gene Ontology annotation, biological process: GPI anchor biosynthetic process. Lineage: Eukaryota; Metazoa; Arthropoda; Insecta; Lepidoptera; Papilionidae. Bases 12 to 764 code for a protein of 250 amino acids. Gene Ontology annotation, cellular component: endoplasmic reticulum membrane. The transcript is spliced from 5 exons.